CAUUCAUUACCGUUGGAUCCGGGUUCAUCCUGGCCGUCACCGUUAGGGCUGAGGUUGCUCAUAGAGGAACGACGGGCGCGUCAUCGCUUCUUACUCUCCAGGUUUCCUCACCCUUCGUGCCGCUGCUUUGCAUGCUCCUGAAGAGUUGAAACAUGGUGAAGCAUAACAAUGUUAUCCCCAAUGGCCACUUCAAGAAGGACUGGCAAAACUAUGUGAGGACCUGGUUUAACCAGCCCGCCCGCAAGAAAAGAAGAAGAACGGCGCGUCAAAAGAAGGCCGUGGCUGUGUUCCCACGCCCUACUGCUGGACCACUCCGACCAGUUGUGCAUUCUCAGACCUUGAAGUACAAUUCUAAGAUCCGUUCUGGAAGGGGGUUCACCUUGGAGGAGUUAAAGGCUGCUGGCAUCCCAAAGAAGCUUGCACCCACCAUCGGCAUCGCCGUUGAUCAUCGCCGUAAGAAUCGGUGCUUGGAGAGCCUUCAAGAGAACGUUAACCGUCUUAACACCUACAGGGCUAAGUUGGUUGUGUUCCCUAGACGCUCAAAGAAGACCAAGGCCGGGGACUCGAGUGCUGAGGAGUUAUCGAGCUUCACCCAGGUGAUCGGACCAGUAUUACCUAUCGUCAAGCCUCGACCCACUGUUGAUAUCGUAUCUAUUACCGACGAGAUGAAAUCUCAGAAGGGAUAUUACAAACUCCGCCAGGAGAGGAUGAACGAGAGGCUAGUUGGUGUUCGGAAGAAAAAGGCCGAGCAGGCCGAGAAAGAUGAGAAGAAGUAAAUUUUAAAUGGCAGGAGGCGUUUUUAAUGGUUUUCCAACUACCUUUAACUGUCUACUGUUUUCUGUACUUGGAUCAUCUUUCUGUAGUAAAGUUCGAGGAGUGCCACUUCUUAUGGCUAUGUGGAUAAUCU
Messenger RNA from Physcomitrium patens, 907 nucleotides. Its product is annotated as large ribosomal subunit protein eL13z. The record is from RefSeq and is a predicted model, not a curated record. Gene Ontology annotation, cellular component: cytosolic large ribosomal subunit; ribosome. Gene Ontology annotation, molecular function: structural constituent of ribosome; RNA binding. NCBI's taxonomy places the organism in Eukaryota, Viridiplantae, Streptophyta, Bryopsida, Funariales, Funariaceae. Gene Ontology annotation, biological process: translation.